AUGGCUCUCUUCAUGGUUUUUUUCCGAUCUCGUAGAGGAUUAAGACAAGGAGAUCCUAUGUCUCCCCUUAUUUUUGUUCUCGGGAUUGAAUAUUUGUCUAGAAUCCUUGCCAAGGUUGCAAAAAAGCCUGAGUUUACUUUUCAUCAUAGGUGUUUGGAGCUGAAACUUACCCACUUGUGCUUUGCCGAUGAUUUGUUAUUAUUUUGUCAUGGUGAUGUACAAUCUAUAUUUCUUAUGUUAAGAAGUUUCAAAAGGUUCUCUUUAUCGUCCGGCCUUGAAGCUAAUGCAGGGAAAACGACUAUCUAUUGUGCUGGUAUGGACUCUCUUGAUGUACAACAAGUUUUGCAUGCAUCGGGCUUUGUUCAAAGUCUCCUACCUUUCAAGUAUCUUGGCAUCCCAAUUUGUUCCAAGAGGAUUUCAAGUGCUGAUUGUGAAGUCCUUUCAGAAAAGAUGAUUUCUCGAAUUCGAUCUUGGAGGUCUAGAAAUCUUUCUUAUGUGGGGCGAGCGGUGCUAGUUAACUCGGUUCUCUUGGCAAUUCAAUCCUAUUGGGCACAGGUAAUGAUUCUUCCUAAGAAAAUUUUGAAAAGGAUUGAACAGAUAUGUAAAAACUAUCUGUGGAGUGGUACAAUUGAUUCGGAAAAACCAGGAUUAAUAGCUUGGAAAGAGGUCUGUAAAGCGAAGAAAUUAGGAGGUUUGGGGUUCAAAAACCUUGAGAAUUGGAAUGUAUCAGCGAUUGGGAAACAUGUUUGGGCGCUUGCUCAAAAGAAAGGUAACUUGUGGGUAAAAUGGGUGCAUUCGGUGUAUUUAAAAGACACUGAUUGGUGGGAGUAUAAAGCUCCUCUUGAUAGUAGCUGGUACUGGCGUAAAAUAAUGCAGGUGAAAGAGAUGAUGGCUGGUUGUUUUUCUAAGCAGCAGCUGGAAUCGGGAGAGACAUAUUCCAUCAAAAAGCAAGCUGUGUCUUCAGGAAAUCUUUCUUUGGGCAGGUAUGGGGUCAUAUCAAUACAAGUUCAAAGGUAUCCUGCACUGGAUUCGGAGAUGCAAAUGGAGCAAUUUGAGGAAAGAGAUAUAUACUUUGAUUUUUAA
This is a messenger RNA of Humulus lupulus (European hop), 1083 nucleotides long. RefSeq lists its product as uncharacterized. The coding region runs from base 1 to 1083 and encodes 360 amino acids. The transcript has 2 exons. Lineage: Eukaryota; Viridiplantae; Streptophyta; Magnoliopsida; Rosales; Cannabaceae. The record is from RefSeq and is a predicted model, not a curated record.